CAGGUCUGACGAAAAAUCGAAUUUUACUAUAUAAAAUUCAGUUUUGACAGUUACUUUUAUUUCGAAACCACAACACCGAGACGCGCACUUGGUCCUUUCUUCUUCUUCUUCUUCUUCUUCACUGCUAACUCACAGAGCCUCCAUUUUUUUUUUUUUUUCAAUCCCCAAAAUGAUCACUUUCAUUUUCCUUCUGUUCCUCUUCUUCACCAAUCCGAUCUCACCAGCCUCGAUACCGGACCGUUUCACCAAAUCCCUCUCACCAUCUUUUCCCAAACACAAAUCCCGAGAAUACUUCGAGCUCUCUCUUCCCCUACCGACCAAUUAUCUGACCCCAUCUUGCACCCUUCAGAUCCUACGGCACUCCUUCGCCAACACCAUCAACUCCCCACCGUUCACCACGCCUUACUCUCCGCCGUCCAAUUGCUCACUCCCUUGGUCCCACAUCGUCCUCGAAUUCCGCGCCAAAUGCAAAGGCGAGCAGUACGACCGCAUUUCCGGCUUAUGGCUCGGCGGUGUCGAGCUUCUCCGCACGAGCACGGCCCAGCCGACUCAGUGUGGAAUCUUCUGGAAGGUUCGCAAGGAUGUCACCAGGUAUUACUCUGUUCUCUUGCAGUCUAAUCUCAACCUCACCAUGAUGCUCGAGAACAUCGUUAACCGUGAAUAUACCGGCGUCUACCACGUCGAGGUCGCUUUCUACUACUACAAGGAUGUUGUCGUUAAUGACAAAAACGACGGCGUUAGCUUACCGUUUAUAGUCGGAAAUAAGAAUUCCGGCGGAAAAUUAGGAUUGGAAACCGAGAAAUUCGAGAGGAAUCUAGGGGUGGGAGCUGAAGAACCGGCCGAUUUAAUACUUCCGAUAUCAGAUACCGGCGAUAAGGGAUUUUGGUACAGAAUCGAGAGCGAAACGGCAAUGCGUUUCAAGGAAAUCCGAAUCCCGAAGAACACUCGUCGAGUUGUGUUGGAAUUCUACGUGUCGUUUCAUGGGAACGACGAGUUUUGGUACUUGAAUCCACCGAAUUCGUAUGUCACCGUCAACAACAUAACCACGGGGCGGGCCAACGGGGCUUACAGAGAGGUUUUCGUCACCGUCGACGGACAGCUUGCCGGGUCGGAAGUCCCUUUCCCGGUUGUUUUCACCGGCGGAAUCAACCCGUUGUUUUGGGAGCCGGUGGUGGCGAUCGGAGCGUUCAAUCUUCCAACCUACGACUUGGAAUUGACACCCUUUUUAGGAACCCUUCUGGAUGGGAAAGCUCAUCAGAUUGGAAUCGGGGUGGCAGAUGGAAUUUCAUAUUGGCUGGUGGAUGCCAAUUUACAUCUUUGGCUGGACCACAAUUCACAUUCGGUGGAAGCGAAAUCGAAAGUGAAUCUGAAUCCCGUUUUCAGGAUUGAGAGAGGCUCGGUGUUCAGGCAGCUCGAUGGGUCUUUCAAGAUCAAAGCAGAGAGGGUGUGUAACUCUAUAGGCUGGGUCAAGUGGAGUGCAGGAAACUACACCACCACAUUUUUGCAGAGCUACAAGUUCAACAACUUAAUUCGAUUCCAGAAAAAUGGAACUUACAAACUGGUCAAGCAGAAAGUCAAGGCGAACAGACAGGUGAAGUUCGAGAAUCAAGUGGGCCAAGUGAUUGCCAGCAGAAGUGUUAAGAGGAAGUACCCUCUCAGUGUGAGCACUGCAACUUUGCCUGGGUCGCGCAAGAACACAUAUUUGCUUCUCACCAAUGUUUCCCACUCGAUGAACGAGAAAUACUCUAAUGGCGGAAGCAAGAUUCAUGUGCAUAACAGUCAGGAUUCUGUAGGGUGGAUGGAGGUGAGGGAUCACUCUGUUCUUUCCGGCAAAGCUAAGACGAAGCAGAACUUCAUGUACAGGGAUAAGUUGAAUUGCUAUUCCCGGAGUGUCAAUGCCGGCGACGGCAAGCUACUCAGUGACAAUGCAACCUUUCACUGUUUGGACUUGUUUGCAUUGUGAUUUCACCUUUGCAGUUAAGUCUUACUUACCGUCUUAUGUACGAGUGUUUCCUUUCUUAUUUCCUCAUUUGUCUAGCUACGCUUUUGUGUAUUUCAGUAUUCCUUUCUGUAUGAUAGUGCCAAGUCGCUCAAACUUGUAUCUUUCUGUAAUUGUAUGCUUUUGCAUUUGUGAAUAAGAUAAGCCUUAUCAAA
This is a messenger RNA of Ziziphus jujuba (common jujube), 2154 nucleotides long. Its product is annotated as peptide-N4-(N-acetyl-beta-glucosaminyl)asparagine amidase A. The transcript has a single exon. The record is from RefSeq and is a predicted model, not a curated record. Gene Ontology annotation, cellular component: vacuole. Lineage: Eukaryota; Viridiplantae; Streptophyta; Magnoliopsida; Rosales; Rhamnaceae. The coding region runs from base 170 to 1963 and encodes 597 amino acids.